AUGCGGCCCCCCACGGCUCGGGACCUGCCCCCAGGUAGGCGCGGGGUCGGGCGGGGUCCCACGGGUGUCGGGUGGACCCUGGGGUGCCACCCGGAGACCUCGGUCCCGGCUCGGGGCGCCCCGCGGCGCUCGGGGUGCGGGCGCCCCGGGGUGAGUGGGGAGCCCCCGGUGCGCGGGGACCCCGGGGCCGCCCCGGAACUCGCGGCCCGGCGCGGGGGCGCAGUCCCGGGGCACCCCACGUUGAGUUACCCGCGACCCCCGGCUGCCCGGCGCGAGGGUGCCCCGCGACCCACGAGGUGCCUGCUGCCAGCCCAGCCCGAGGUGUGGCUGUCUCACGACCCCCGGGGUGGCCGGUGCCACCCCGGGACCUCCAGCCCGGCGUGGGAGUACCCCAUGACACGUGGGUACUCGCUGCUAUCCCCGGCCCCCCGGGGCAGCGUGGGGGUGCCCCACGAACCCCGGCACGCCCUGUGCAGCACCGGCGUGCGUAGCCCGGCUUCCGGGCGCUCCACGAUCCACGGGGUACCCGCCCGGCGUGGAAACGCCCCACAGUUCCCCGUGUGGGCACCGCGGGGAGCCGGGAGCGCCCGGGUCACGCCGCGGGUGGAUGCCGCGGGUCUGUGGGGUACCCGCAACUACCGGGCGGCGACUGGGCGCAUCCACGCAUCCCCGGGCGUGGAUCCAGGCCGCCGGGCUGAAUUAUGGAUGAAGCUCUCGGGUUGCAGCCUGAGGGGGGGGAUGGACACGGGUGGGGGGGGGGAGAAGGGGGGGAUGCUGAACACCCGGAGCGGCGGCGCGUGUCGUCAGCCCGCGCCCACGCGUGCCCCGCCCCACACGUGGCCGCGGCACGCGCGCACGUGGCACCGCCCCGUUUGGGGAGGGGGCACGGACCCCCCCCCAGACUGGGGCGGGCGCCCGGCGGCCCUGCUGCUGCUGGCGGCGCUGGUGUGGGUGCCCGGCGGGGCUCCCGCCUGCCCCGCGCUCUGCACCUGCUACGUCUCGCCGCCCACCGUCAGCUGCCAGGCCAACAACUUCUCCUCGGUGCCCGCGGGGCUCCCGCCCGGCGCCCGCCGCCUCUUCCUGCAGAACAACGUCAUCGGGGCGCUGCGGGCGGGCACCUUCGGGCCCAGCACCGUCACCCUCUGGCUCUACUCCAACAACAUCUCCUCCAUCCAGCCGGGCACCUUCCGCCACCUGCCCGCCCUGGAGGAGCUCGACCUGGGUGACAACCCGCACCUCCGCGUCCUGGCCCCCGACACCUUCCACGGCCUCCACCGCCUCCAGGCCCUGCACCUGUACCGGUGCCGGCUGGCCAACCUGCCCAGCGGCAUCUUCCGCGGCCUCCGCAGCCUCCAGUACCUCUACCUGCAGGAGAACGGGCUGCUCUACCUCCAGGACGACCUCUUUGCCGACCUGGCCAACCUGAGCCACCUCUUCCUGCACGGCAACCGGCUGCGGGCGCUGUCGGAGGGCGUCUUCCGGGGGCUGUCGAGCCUGGACCGCCUGCUGCUGCACGCCAACCGGCUGGCAGCCAUCCACCGCCGCGCCUUCGGGGGGCUGGCGCGCCUCACCAUCCUCUACCUGUUCAACAACAGCCUGGUGGCCCUGCCCGGGGACCCGCUGGCCGCGCUGCCCUCGCUCCAGUUCCUGCGCCUCAACGCCAACCCCUGGGCCUGCGACUGCCGUGCGCGCCCGCUCUGGGCCUGGUUCCGCCGCACGCGUGUCUCCAGCUCCCCGGUGCCGUGCGCCAGCCCCCCGCACCGCCGCGGCACCGACCUGCGCCACCUCCGCCCCCGCGACUUCGACGCCUGCCCCGAGGACGACGACGACGACGAGGACAUGGAAGAUGGCAACGGUGGCAACGGGGUGGCGGUGAUGGGCACCCCGGGGCGGGCGCUGGGUCGCCCCGGCACCCUCCCGGCCGCGCCGCCCUCCGCCUUCUACCGCGACGGGCUGCCCCCCCACGACCUGCGGGGACCCCAGCCCCGGCCGCCCCCCCCGUCCCGUGACUCCCGCGGGCCCCCCGAGGACGCCAGCUGCCCCCACGACCCCUGUGCCCCCAUGGCCGCCGCCGCGCCCCACCGGCCCCCCGCCCUCCUGCCCCUCCUGGCUCUGAUCCUGCCCCGACUCUGA
Haemorhous mexicanus (house finch) is the source of this 2133-nucleotide messenger RNA. It is a transcript of the gene RTN4RL2, whose product is annotated as reticulon 4 receptor like 2. Bases 1 to 2133 code for a protein of 710 amino acids. Gene Ontology annotation, cellular component: plasma membrane. Gene Ontology annotation, molecular function: protein binding. The transcript is spliced from 5 exons. Lineage: Eukaryota; Metazoa; Chordata; Aves; Passeriformes; Fringillidae. The record is from RefSeq and is a predicted model, not a curated record.